Lactuca sativa (garden lettuce) is the source of this 1329-nucleotide messenger RNA. RefSeq names its product putative WRKY transcription factor 15. Lineage: Eukaryota; Viridiplantae; Streptophyta; Magnoliopsida; Asterales; Asteraceae. Gene Ontology annotation, molecular function: sequence-specific DNA binding; DNA-binding transcription factor activity. The record is from RefSeq and is a predicted model, not a curated record. Gene Ontology annotation, biological process: regulation of DNA-templated transcription.
GUUGAAUCCAGACCCCAUAAAUCCUUAAAUCCCCUUCUUUCAUCUUUACCUUUUUCUCUGGGGUUUGUUGUUUGAAUUUUCCAUGGCGGUGGAUUUGAUGAAUGCUUACAGAACCACCGCUCUACACAACAAAAUUGAAGAAAAUUCCGUCCAAGAAGCGGCUGCCGCCGGUCUACAAAGCGUCGAGAAUUUCAUCAGAUUACUAUCUUCAUCUUCACAAUCGUAUCAGAGUAAUACUAACACAACGUCCUCAUCGUCUUCUUCUCCGCCUGCCGGAGCUACGGAUUCAUCUGCAACCACCGACUAUGUAGCGGUUGUAGAUGUUGCAGUUACCAAGUUUAAAAAAUUCAUCUCUCUUCUUGAUCGGAAUCGCACCGGUCAUGCUCGGUUCAGACGUGGCCCUGUUUCUGUUUCUGUGUCUAAUUCUAACCCACCUGAGAAAAUUUCUCCGUUGGUUCCUGCGCCGGCGAGUGUUCCCCAUCAGAAGUUGUAUUCUCCGGCGCCGAUACAGCAGCGUAUGCCACCAGUUCCGCAAUCGACUCUCCACCAUCCGUUGGCGAUAUCCGGAUCGUUUGACCGGAAAGAUUUUCCGGUAACCACCAUUAGUUUUGCUGCUCCUCCUCCUCCCGCCUCUCAGGUGAAUUCCUUUAGGUCGACGUUGACAGGAGACACAGAUAGUUUACAGCCGUCGAUGUCUUCUGGGUUUCAGAUUACAAAUAUGUCUCAGGCCUCCUCUGGUUGUCAGCCGAAUCUGUCAUCUUCUUCUUUCAAAAGGAAAUGUAACUCCAUGGAUGAUUCUCACACCAAGUGCGCUAAUUCUUCUGGGCGUUGCCAUUGUUCAAAGAAAAGAAAAUCGAGGAUGCGGAAGCAGAUAAGAGUGCCGGCGAUAAGCAUGAAGAUGGCCGAUAUACCGCCGGACGAUUACUCGUGGAGGAAAUACGGGCAAAAACCGAUCAAAGGUUCUCCACAUCCGAGGGGUUAUUACAAAUGUAGCAGUCUUAGAGGUUGUCCUGCAAGAAAGCAUGUUGAGAGAGCUUUGGAUGAUGCUUCUAUGCUAAUUGUGACUUACGAAGGAGAACACAACCAUUCUCACAAUGUGAACGACACACCAGGAGCCAUAGUUCUUGAGUCAUCUUGAAUUGCAUGAAAGUAGUGUUCAUUUAAAUCACAAAAAUCGUAAUUUAACAUGAGAAACAAAAUAUAAAUCUCAAUUGUGACUUUUCCAAGUUGUAAAGGGAGAAAGGAUUUGUGUAGCUUAUCAAGAGAGAUUUGAUGUGCAUUUAGACGUUUGUUUUAUAAAUAACUUAAUGUUAAUCUCUCUUCCGUGUA